CUCUCUCUCUCUCUCAAUUGAUAUCGUUCAUGCGUAAAUUGUUACCAUCGGCACUUAACGCUAAUAACAGGGAAUUUUUUCUAUUUUCGAGCAACCGCGCAUCAUUGUUCUAGCAAACAACCCAACCACACCGGCCCGCACGAAUUUUUCCUCUCUCUCGUUUUGUAAUUGAAUGUACUAUAAAUGCCAUUACCGCCACGACGACAUUCUUCCUCGGACCGUAAUAAUAGCAGUAAAAGUCGAUUCGUGUUAUCCAGCUCACCUACGUCCAUCAAUUCUGCUGCAUCGCCACCGCCAAACCAUGCACUGGCUCGAUCGCUCGACCAUGGCAAUAUUUCUCCGUCAUUCACGAGUGGCGAGAUUGAAGUCAUUCUCGAUGACGGGUCUUUGCAGCGCCGCAAAGUAUCCCUCACGAGUCUUGCCGACGCAGCAACGACAGAAGAACAGGAGGAAGAAGGGCAGCGAAUGACGACGACGACGACGACGAUACAAAAGAGGACGGUCAAUGAGCGAAGCCCUUUACUGUCAGACGAUGGUAACACUAACUACACAGACCACACCGCCAUGUACAUGGAGCAUCACUCAUCUACUUCUGGUGGCUCUGCCACAAGCUCAAGUGGCGAGGACGAGGACAGUUCUUCGAGUGACGAGGACAGCGACAACGAAAGUACAAAUGGCAAUCGUUAUGUUCGACCGAAAUAUGCGCUUGUCUGGCCCAAGUUCGACAUACGACAGAAGCGAGUACUUAAAUGCAGCUUUGCAUACUUUUUUGCUUCGUUGUUCACCUUUGUACCGUUGUUGAACAACCUGAUCGGCCAUAAUCGAACAUCCAGUCAUUUGGUCGCUACAGCUACAGUGUUUUUUAAUCCGGCAAAAACGCUCGGCGGUAUGGUCGAAGCGGCUGCGUUUGGCUGGGGGUAUACCUUGUUUGCAUUGACUGUCUGCUUGGGCUCCAUGAUUACUACGGACUUUUUCAUUGACCAGGAUAUGUACGAUGCUGCUCAUGCGAUUUCGCUGCUGUUCUGGUUGACGGGGGCAACGUUUACUGUGUCCUUUUUGAAAGCAUACUGGAAUAAGCCGCCAGUGGCGACAGCAUCUAGCUUAUGCUUUAUCAUCAUAUUCAUCAUUGUCGUCCGUGAAGGGUCGGCAAAUCGAGGCGACUUUGACAUUACACGAAUUCGUGAAAUCACAACCGCCGUAGCAACUGGCACGGUAAUCACCGUACUGUGUUGCAUUUUCAUCUGGCCCGAGUCGGCAGUGGCCAAACUAAAAAAAGACAUCGAAGCAACACUCGAUUCGUAUCGCGUACUUUUGAAACUAUUGACCAAAACAUUCACUUUGGACGAAGACCUGCCUCAAUUUGAAGCCAAUAGCGAGUUGCAAAAAGCCAUCGAGUCUCAUCGAUCCAGCUUUACAUCACUCGAGAAAUCGCUUCACGAAGCAAAAUUGGAAAUGGGAUACUCAAAAAACUCUAUUGAGCGUGCCAAAGAAUACGACACAGUCAUUGCCUGUAUGCACCGCCUGGCGCAGUAUGUGGGUGGCUUACGAAGCAGCUGUGGUAUCCAGUUUGAGCGGUUCGGUGGUAGUGCUACAUCUUCUCAUCCACAACAACAACAACAGCAACAGCAGCAGCAGCAGCAGCAGCAAGGACAGCAGCAUCAAGCUACCAUGUCUGCUGGUCUACACGCAAAACGGAAAAGCAAAGUGCGUCAUAAUACGGAUGAUGGUGUGUGGAAUGUUCGUGCAGGAUACCAUCGACGCAAGUUCCAGGAUGAGAUACGCAGACAAAAGACAAAACUGUUGAAUGACGACGAGCAUCAUCGACUUCAGCGGACCAUGUCCACACCUCAACAGCAAGCAUCGCACCAUAGUCUCUUUGGAAUGACGCCAUCACAGCAUCAUCCAACAACAACAAUAACAUACGAAAACAACAAUACUACUUCGCUGAUUGAGUUUAUCCAAACGAUUCGACAACCACUCAAAUCACUCGCUUAUACUUGCAAACAGACGCUGUUUCAUUUACAGACGGAUGACAAGGGCAAAAAGAACACCAAAAAGCUCAAACGCAACAUGAACAAGGCUUUGAUACUUUUUGAGGUAUCGCAACGCCAUGCUGUGCGCAAUCUGUAUCGACAGCAUCAAUCCAGUCUUGCUGCCGGCGAUGUCUAUGUGCCUGGCGAGGAUUCGUUUCUCGUCUACUUUUUUGUGUUCAAUAUGAUUGAGUUUGCACGCGAGUUGACACACCUCGUGGAUGCUGUUGACAAGCUGGCCCAGGAACCUACAGACAAAAGUGGGCGUUGGUGGUUGUUGUGGACACACAAGGAGGAGCGUAAACAGUCGUCGUCGUCGGCGAUGAGAAUGUAUUAUCAUGAUCGUAACACGAUGGCAACACUCCAUACUCCUUUGCCAACAACACCUUGGCGCAAAUUGAUGCGACACAUCUGGUCGUUCAGUCAGCUGAUCAAGCAGCAAAAGAUCCGGUAUGCGAUCAAGGCAACGGUAGCGACUAUCUUUUUGGCAUUGCCUGCAUUUCUAGACUCGACGGGUCAAUGGUUUAGGGAAUGGCGCAUGGAGUGGGCUUUGAUUACGCUUAUGGUUGUCAUGAAUCCCACAGUAGGUUUAACAAAUGUUGUAGCGAUCUAUCGUAUCUUUUCAACCAUGCUCGGCGUCUCCGCUGCUGCCUUGUUUUACACAUUGUUUCCUGCCAACAUGUAUAUCCUGCCCAUCCUGACCUGGCUCUUUUCCAUUCCAAACUUCUGGGUCAUUCUUAAUCACAAACACGGAAAGUUUGGCCAGUUUACAUUGUUGGCAUAUAACUUGGUUAUGCUCAACAAGUAUAAUACUCGUGAUGAAACGAAUACGAUUGAUGUGGGAUGGCUUGCAUUGCAGCGGUUCUUGGCUAUCAUCAUGGGCGUUGUAUUUGGCUUGUUCGUGACAUCCUAUAUAUGGCCGUACGAAGCACGCACUGAACUACGCAAGUCUUUAUCCGAUCUUUUAAUCCAGCUGGGCUGGGUUUAUCGUAAACUCUUGUCCGUCUACGUCGAACCUCCUGACACUCUUCAAGAUGACGAUGAGCAUCAUCAAAGACUCACAGUGCGCCAAGAGCGAGCCAUCGCCACAAGAAACUUCAUGUCACUCGAACUAGAAAUCCAGCGCGCACUCACCGAGCUCAGCGGUCUAUUAUCACAUGCACCGAACGAGUUUCGUUUAAAAGGGCCAUUCCCAGUCGAAUCCUACCGACUCAUGAUACGAUCAUGUCGCAAUAUCGCAGACAAGUUUUUAGCUAUGCGCACAGUUAUUUUCAAAGACGCAUGGAUCGAACAGGUGCAUCAGGAUUUCAUACUGCCUGUCAACAAGGAACGACGUGAAAUGGCCGGUGACAUUCUCCUGUACUUUUACUUGCUUGCAUCCGCAUUGAGCCUCAAGACUCCUUUACCUCCCCACUUACCGCCUGCUAAGCCUGCCUGGGAACGAUUGCUGGCGCGGUUACGUGAACUACCCGUAGUCAGAACGGAGCAGGUGGUUGAAAUGGAUAAUGUCUAUAUGUUUUAUUAUGCUUAUGUGACCAUGAUGGAGGAUGUGAUUCGCGAAUUGGAUAAGGUAUUCUUGUAAAGGUUACGCCUGUUUCAAUGUAUAGAUAAGAAUUCUUGUUUUUUUCGUACGUGAUUUUGUUGAUGUAAAUGUAACAUUUGGUUCUUUUUAAUGUUUUGUAAAUAUAAAAAAAGUGCAAAAGGGCUUAUA
Molecule: messenger RNA, 3741 nt
Organism: Zychaea mexicana
Lineage: Eukaryota; Fungi; Mucoromycota; Mucoromycetes; Mucorales; Lichtheimiaceae
Product: Fusaric acid resistance protein-like-domain-containing protein
Exons: 7
Coding region: 184-3612 (1142 amino acids)
Source: RefSeq, a predicted model, not a curated record